Messenger RNA from Oncorhynchus keta (chum salmon), 888 nucleotides. RefSeq lists its product as uncharacterized. The transcript has a single exon. The record is from RefSeq and is a predicted model, not a curated record. Bases 1 to 888 code for a protein of 295 amino acids. NCBI's taxonomy places the organism in Eukaryota, Metazoa, Chordata, Actinopteri, Salmoniformes, Salmonidae.
AUGUCCAGGGGCCACUACACACCCAGCCUACCCAGACCACAUGUCCAGGGGCCACAGGCCACUACACACCCAGCCUGCCCAGACCCCAUGUCCAGGGGCCACAGGCCUACCAGGACCCCCAGACCACUACACACCCAGCCUGCCCAGACCCCAUGUCCAGGGGCCACAGACCUACCAGGACCCCUGACCACUACACACCCAGCCUGCCCAGACCCCAUGUCCAGGGGCCACAGACCACUACACACCCAGCCUGCCCAGACCCCAUGUCCAGGGGCCACAGACCUACCAAGACCCCCUGACCACUACACACCCAGCCUGCCCAGACCCCAUGUCCAGGGUCCACAGGCCACUACACACCCAGCCUGCCCAGACCCCAUGUCCAGGGUCCACAGACCACUACACACCCAGCCUGCCCAGACCCCAUGUCCAGGGUCCACAGGCCACUACACACCCAGCCUCCCAGACCCCAUGUCCAGGGGCCACAGACCUACCAGGACCCCAGACCACUACACACCCAGCCUGCCCAGACCCCAGACCCCAUGUCCAGGGGCCACAGGCCACUACACACCCAGCCUACCCAGAUCCCAUGUCCAGGGGCCACAGGCCACUACACACCCAGCCUACCCAGACCCCAUGUCCAGGGGCCACAGGCCACUACACACCCAGCCUACCCAGACCCCAUGUCCAGGGGCCACAGGCCUACCAGGACCCCCUGACCACUACACACCCAGCCUGCCCAGACCCCAUGUCCAGGGGCCACAGGCCACUACACACCCAGCCUACCCAGACCCCAUGUCCAGGGGCCACAGGCCACUACACACCCAGCCUACCCAGACCCCAUGUCCAGGGGCCACAGGCCACUACACACCCAGUCAGGGAUGGAAAUGA